Messenger RNA from Lachancea meyersii CBS 8951, 2169 nucleotides. The record is from the annotation of a GenBank genome assembly. NCBI's taxonomy places the organism in Eukaryota, Fungi, Ascomycota, Saccharomycetes, Saccharomycetales, Saccharomycetaceae.
AUGUCUGAGGAAGAGGAAUCCAAACGGGUAUCUGUUCAGGUGUCGUCUUUAUCGACCCAAUUGAUCGAAAGCAUUGAUAAACAGUCACAUUUAGAAGAGCAACUUUUAGUGGCUAGGAAAGUUAUCAAUGGCAACCAGGCCUCGCUCCAAGCUAUGGACAGCUUGAAAGAGCAGGUCUUCAACUUGAAAAAGGACUUAAAAGCCGAAAAGGCUCACAAGUUUGAAAUGCGAAGUCUCCUAAAGACGAUGGGAGAAGAGAAAGAGCUAGCGCAAGCAGAGGCUCAUCGUUUAAAUAAAGAGGUUGAAGAUCUGACCGCAUCCCUUUUUGACGAGGCUAACUCUAUGGUAGCUGAUGCCCGUAGGGAAACUCAUAACAUACAGAUAAAAAAUGACAAGCUUACUGAACAACUGCAAGAGAAAGAUGUACUGUUAGAGACUCUGAAAAUCCAGUUGAAAAACCUCAAAGGCGUUUUAUACACCCUGGAAGAAGAACAAAACGCAGCUCUCAUGUCAAAUCGGAAUUCAAUUGCAGCGAACGAAACCGGAACCGUGUCCAGCGGAUCUUUAGAAAAAACCAUGAGCGCUUUGACGGGUACACUGCCGACUUCUGACACUGUUAUAUUCUCACCGUACAUCAAGUCCCUAAGGUAUGAUUUGGGUCUGUACAACGAGUUUUUGAAAUUCGUAGCCGUUUUGCCAGAAUGCUCGUCUAUUAGAGACACCACUUCCCGCUCCAAGCUUCUCAGAAGACUGGUACACGAUGAGAUCCAGCCAAUGCUCCGGUUGGACAAUGCAAGUGGGGUCGGCUGGUACGUGAGACGCAAUUUAAUGAAUUUAAUGAUGGAAGGCAUGGUUAUUAUUGAGCCUAUCAGUGGAAUAAACGAAACAUACCGUCUGGGCCAUAGCUCGAAUUCGGCAACUAGUUCACCUCAGUUGCCAAAAGCCGACAAAUUUAGAGAUGCACACCUCUACAAUUACCCAGCAAACUCUCCACCGGUUGCUAUUCAAGAUCCGUGCGCCUUUUGCUCCGAAAGUCGUAAUGACAUUCUAGAGCACGGAAGACUUUACGUUCUCAAGACUUUGCUAAAGAAUGAAGAUGGCACAAUAACUCCUUCUGCCCAAUUCCCACUUUGUCACUACUGCCUGCUCAAGAUCCGGCAAACAUGCGAGAUAUUUGCCUUUUUGAGAUUGCUGAAAAGCGGCGCUUGGCAUUUAGAAGACCUAUCAGACUACAAGAACUCCAAGAAAGUAUCAAGCGAAGCUCUCGCUCAGAACGGGGCACCAGAAAGCCCCAAUAUCGAUAUUAAAUCAAAGCGCUCGAGUUUCAUGUCAGGUUUGUCCAAGACCGUGCCAGCGAGAGGAGCAAAUGCCCCAGAAAAAGUCCCCACAUUUUCAUCGCACAACGCAACUCCCUCUACAAACAUUCAACGGGCCUGGGCUCAGCUCUGUAAGCUCCGAGCCUCACUGCUCUGGGCGCACAUCGGUGUCUGGGCUUUAGAGGACUGUUUGGAAACAAAGUUGGGUCCCACUACCGACUCCUCCGAGAACUUAGUCCCCAACUUACCCCGGGAUGCCCUACAGAAGCGCGAAACCCGUGAAUCCACUAUCAACAAACCAGAAACUUUCUCGACAGAGAAAGACUUCGAUUUCAAGUCUUCAGAGGAAUUUGGGUUGAGACAAAGCGCAGCUAGUAGCCACGAAUCGGUUAACACAGAGAAUGAAUUAAGGGCUCACGACAAAAAUCCCACUUCCACGCAAUCAAUUUCCAAAGACAUCAAAGGAAGUGCAUCCGACUCGCACACUUAUGCAGAUGUCGAGUCCCCACGAAGCUUGAAUGAUAAAAUCGAACCAGAAGUCUCCUCCAAAAUCUUAAUCGCGACCCGUUCGUUGGACCCAGCAGCGAAAGAAGACGUGAAAACACAGCAGCCCGCAAUCGUUUUUCAAAAUUCAUCAUCUCCUGACAAAAAUGAGAACACCCAGAGCUCCGCGGUCGAUCAUCAGCAGGAAGCCAAUGAUAAAUCUCUCGAUGUAAGUCAAACCCCGAUGCUGGCAACCGACGAAACGGCUGGCAUGGCUAAGCCCGAAAUUUCAGCUUCAGACAGCAAAUUGGGAAGCACCACCGAGGACGAAGAUGCUAUGUUUGACGAUGCUCACAGUACAGUAUCUUGA